AUGGAAUUGAAACAUUUCAAUAAAUUUGUAGAAGAAUACAAACUCAUCAAGAAUGAUAAAUUAAUUAAAUACCUUGUCAUACUUGGUAUAGGAUUUGUUAAACAAAAAUUAGAAGAUGUAAAUCAAGAGGCAAUUAAAUUAUUAGCUAGUAAUUAUCAUUCUAAUUUAGAUUCAUUCAAAGAAAAGUCUAUUCAUUAAGAAUUGAAAAAUUUGAGAAAUAAAGUUCUCUCUCUAGAGAAGCAUAUUCAACCAGAAUAGCAAAUUAAAUAUCACAGUUAACCUAAAUUAAUACCUCCUAAAGUAACACCAAAAAUCACUGAAUAAAUUCCAUUGUAAUAAAAUGUUAAAAAGGCUGUACCUUUCAAACAUCACCUAGAUGAUUCUGAAAUGUAAAAUCUAAGAUAUUUUUUAGCAAAUCAAUAUUAUGGAAUUAAUAUAAUGAAAAUCAUCAUCAAUUAAUUAACAAUGAAUCUUAACAUUAAGCACAAAGAAAGUAAACAAUUGAUUAACAACCUAUAAUUCCAAAAUAUUUACCAAGAAAUAACUCUUAAACAGAAAUAAAUCCUUUAUCAUAACGUGAGAAUAGUACAAGAUAAGUUACUUAACGAUCAUCUCAUCAUUCAAGUUAAUUUGAUAGUGUACAUAAUAGAAAUUCUCCAAAAUUUAAAGGGGAAAAGAAAAAGAGUGUAUGUAAAGAAAACAAAACUCCUGUUAGUGUUGGAGGAGUACCUAAACAUUUGAGAUAAGUCUAAUCUAAAAUAAAAUCUUAAAUUUAGUAUGACAAAGAACAAUAUAAAUCCAAUAACAGUUAGAAGGAAGAAGAAUAAACAAUUAAUAUAGCUAAUAGUUCCUUAAAUCCAUUUAACAAUACUCCAUAGAAUAAAUUAUUUUAGCCUUGUCAUUCAACACACUUUGGAAGUGGUUAAGUGUCAAGUGCUAAAAUAUAAUAAUAAUAAUAAUAAUAAUAAUAAACUUCAGAUUAAAAUAACAUUACAGAAAGGAAAGUAUUUAAUCUUGAUGAAAUUGCUUCAUCAUUUUUGAAUUCUCCAUUCAUGAAGAGUUAAAUUACAUAAAGAUUAUUUGGAAAAUAAGAAUCAGCUUUAUAAUCAUCAUCAUCUAGUACAUUCUCACUUUUUAAUCCAAACAAUGAACUAAAAAGUAUAAAUAUAUUCAUAAUUCUUUAGACUUCUUUUAACAAUUAGAUAAACAAGUCGGAAACUCUUUAUCCUUUUAGUUUUGA
This is a messenger RNA of Paramecium sonneborni, 1240 nucleotides long. Lineage: Eukaryota; Ciliophora; Oligohymenophorea; Peniculida; Parameciidae. The record is from the annotation of a GenBank genome assembly.